Molecule: messenger RNA, 1611 nt
Organism: Etheostoma spectabile (orangethroat darter)
Lineage: Eukaryota; Metazoa; Chordata; Actinopteri; Perciformes; Percidae
Product: G2/M phase-specific E3 ubiquitin-protein ligase
Exons: 11
Coding region: 1-1611 (536 amino acids)
Molecular function (GO): ubiquitin-protein transferase activity
Source: RefSeq, a predicted model, not a curated record
AUGUAUUGCAAACAUUGUGGAAAAGAGUUCAAAGAGAAGCCUAACUUCUGCAGUGAAUGUGGGAAAAGGCUGCAGGAAGACGGUGGCGACGCUCACGCGCAACCUUCAAAAUCACAGACUAUUCAAACCCCUACUCUAGGGACCUUUCUAGAGUACCGAAAGAGAAAAGCGGAAGAGAGGCAAAACUUUUCAUGUGGGAAAAUGAAAUCAAAGAAAAUAUGUAAAGUCCAGAUAAAUAUUGGUUUGAUGACCACUGGGAAGGGUGGUGUCCUCAAGCCAAAGCGUGGGAAAACUAUUUCCCUUUCUACACAUCCUGACAUCACUGCCCUAGAUCUGCUUAAUGAGGCAGUGAGGAAAAUGAGGGACUUCAACAAAGACCUGGAUGGAGGACCUUUCCUCCUUCUUUAUCCAGAUGGCUCUGAAGUUAUUAAUAUCCCUGGGACACAAAGACCAUUUACUCUAAAAGCAUACAAGGAAGAAAUUGGCAAGUCAUAUCAGCGGGUCAUCAUUUUUAUCUGCCAGAAAAAAGACUUUGAGAAAGUUGGAGAAUAUCCAGACACAUCUGACUCCGACCCUGAGAUUGUGAUAAAAACAACAUCAAGAGAUUUUGAUCUAGCUGAUACACUGCCAUUUGAACCUCACCACAAAAGCAGUCCUAAAAAUCUGAGUGAACCCACAACUGUGCAGGCCUCUGAAAUAAUUGCAAAUUUGGCACUUGCAAUUGACCACAAGAAAGUCAGCAGGUUCAAUAUAUCCAGAUCUGAUGUAUGGGAUGGAGCUGUAAGAGGCUUUCGACGCAGCUCAUACUCCGAAAAAAGUGAGAUCUUUGUGAAGUUCACAGAUGAUGCAGGGUCUUUAGAAGAAGGGUUGGACACAGGUGGGCCGAGGCGAGAAUUCCUCACACUUCUAAUGGAUCACCUGAGAAAUCGUCCCAUCUUCGAUGGACCUCAAGAAAGACGCUAUCUUGUGUACAAUCCCACAGCUGUCAGGGAAGAUGAGUAUUAUCUUGCAGGCAAAAUGAUUGCUGUGUCCGUCAUACACGGGGGACCAGCACCACAUUUCCUCUCAAAGGACCUUGUCAACCACAUAAUAGGGAAGCCAAGUUUCAGCGCCACUGUGGAAGAUGUAAAAGAUGAGGAUAUAGGGAGAGCUCUACAUCAGGUCCAGGAAGCCGAUUCGGAGGAGUCUUUGCAAAAUAUAAUUUUGCAAAACAGCACAAUGUUCCAAACAGCUGGAUGCUUCCGACCUGUCAAAGCUUGUGAGAAGCAUACACUUGUGGAGGAGUACCUCAAAUGGUACAUUAUAGACCGCAACCACAUUGCCAUUCAACGAUUCAAAGACGGACUGGCUAGUCUGGAGUUUUUGGCUUCAGUCCAGAAGCAUCCUGGUGUGCUGGCACCUCUCCUGUGCUAUUCUGCCGAGGACCUGACUGCUGCAGAAAUAGAACGUCUGUUCCUCCCAGACUUCAGCACAAAGGGAAGCAACAGGUGGCAGAGAGAGACCAAAGUUAUCGGAUUUUGGGCUGAUUUUCUACUGGAAUGUGAAGGUAUUGGCACCGACCCCCGAGGGUGUGUUUCACACCUGGGGCAUCCUGCAGGGUUUUGUGUCUAG